CUGCAUCUGCAGGCAGUCGUUCUUCUAGCAUAAACAUGACUGUUUACCAGUGAUUGUUUCUCGACACCUAGAUACAAGAAAUGUGAUCUACAUUCUGAAUUAGACAAUAAUAAUAAAAAAAUAAGAUCUUCGAGCUCCAUGGAUACAAUUCAAGCGCAAAAUAAUCUGUUACGAGAAUGCCUCCGUAAACAGUUGGAUGAGUUCCACAUGCUGUCCUCGAUAUUCUGCAACCCUGGUGAACUGCAUGUCGAUAACUACAGCUUCAUCGAUAACAUCAACGCGUACGUCGAAGAAGAAACAAAACAUUUAAAGGCUAAACUUGACUAUCAACUGAAUCUACCGCUGCUGGAAGCAGAAAAGGUUCAAAUACGUGUUGAGCUACCUCAUCUCUAUCCGGGAAUCGAAAUGCCGCUCUUCGUUGUGAGAUCAGUAAUUUUUUCCCGCGACCAGGAACGAGCGAUUAGUGAGAAGAUCGAAAACUACAUACGUGAAGAAGUACUGGACCUGAGCGAACCCUACGUUUAUCAGGUAAUUUCAUGGAUUCAAGAUAACUUCUCCGAAAUCGCAAACAGCAUAGCUAAAACGAAAGAAUUUACUGACUUACCCAAUCCUGCGAAUUUCACCGCGAACUUAACCUUUGAGAGGCUGUGGAUUUAUUCGCACCACUUGAAAAGCAAAACGAAACGACAAAUGAUUUUGAAAACCGCUAAAGACUUAGACCUGAGUGGCUUUUCGAGACCCGGCAAGCCAGCAAUCGUGUGCGUCGAAGGUCGCCAGCAGGACACGCAAGAGUUUUGGCGAACGGUUCGACCCCUUAAAUGGCAGAAAAUUCAAAUCAAAAUUGCAGAGACGAAAGUGUUAGAACAGGCGGACACUUUGGAUGAAUGUCGUAGAUUUGUUGGCUUUCGCGAGGAGCUGUUCACCGAAGUGGACGAUGAAAACGACGAGGAAGUGCCUAUGAGCAUGAGUUUAUUCAUGAAAUUUUUAGACAGACAUGAGAGUAGCUAUAUAAGGAAGGAAAUUUUCGGGUUCGAGCAAGUUGAUGAUGAAAUAUAAAAUGCCUAUUAUUGUUUUAUACUAUA
Messenger RNA from Wyeomyia smithii (pitcher-plant mosquito), 1082 nucleotides. RefSeq names its product RWD domain-containing protein 2A. The record is from RefSeq and is a predicted model, not a curated record. Gene Ontology annotation, molecular function: protein binding. NCBI's taxonomy places the organism in Eukaryota, Metazoa, Arthropoda, Insecta, Diptera, Culicidae. The transcript has 2 exons. The coding region runs from base 139 to 1056 and encodes 305 amino acids.